Olea europaea var. sylvestris is the source of this 993-nucleotide messenger RNA. RefSeq lists its product as uncharacterized. Lineage: Eukaryota; Viridiplantae; Streptophyta; Magnoliopsida; Lamiales; Oleaceae. The record is from RefSeq and is a predicted model, not a curated record. The coding region runs from base 1 to 993 and encodes 330 amino acids. The transcript has 2 exons.
AUGGAUCUUCCUUUGGGUUAUGAUCCACACAAGAAAGUUUCUAGUAAGGGGGAGAAACUAGACCUGAUUUAUUUGUUAUUGAGGGGGUUAAAGGGUUUUCUUCAUAGCCAAUUCAAGCUAAAGGAUCUGGGUGCUUUAAAAUACUUCCUUGGAUUAGAAACUGCACGGUCAGCUCGUGGUUUAUUUCUAUCUCAACACAAUUACACCUUACAAUUACUAGACGAUUCUGGUUUUCUAGCUUGUAAACCAACAUCUUCACCUAUGGAUCCUAAAGUUAAACUCACUUCACUUGAGGGUGAUCUUCUUCAUGAUGCUUCAUCUUAUAGACGGCUCGUUGGGCGUCUUUUAUAUCUCACUGUAUCACGGCUAGAUAUCACGUUUGCUGUCCAUAAACUUAGCCAGUUUGUCUCUUCUCCUCGACAGCCUCAUCUGGAUGCGGCCCAUCAUCUUUUAAGGUACUUGAAGGCCUCUCCUGGUCAAGGUUUAUUUUACUCUGCUGCUUCUGAUUUCCAGCUGAGGGCAUUUGCAAAUGCUGAUUGGGGGUCUUAUUUGGACACUCGAAAAUCUGUCACUAGUUUUUAUAUCUUCAUAGGUGACUCCAUGAUCUCUUGGAAAGCCAAGAAACAAACAACUAUAUCCCGAUCGUCUGCAGAGGCUGAAUACAGGGCCCUUGCCUCCACAACUAGUGAACUAAUAUGGCCUUAUCAAUUUCUGAAUGAUUUUCAAAUUCACCAAUCUGGACCUGCAGCUCUUUUCUGUGAUAACCAAGCUGCAAUACAUAUUGCAACUAAUCCCAUUUUCCAUGAGAGGACGAAACACAUCGAGAUUGACUGCCACUUUGUACGGGAUAAAGUUACAGAUGGAUCUAUCAAACUUCUUCCAGUUCGAACUCACCAUCAACUUGUUGAUCUCUUCACCAAGGCGCUGCUUGCCAAAUCUUUGCUUCCUUUACUUUCCAAGAUGGUGAUUCUUGACAUUCACCGGCCAUCUUGA